AUGUCCACCAACACCAACACUUCGACCAACCACCCCAACCCAACAUCCCCACCGCCCACCACCACCCCCACCACCAUGAAAGCAAUCCUCAUCUCCGCCCCCGGCCCCCCCUCCACCCUCCAAAUCCACCCCGCCAUCCCCCUCCCCCACCCCUCCCCCGGCAGCGUACGCAUCCGCAUCCGCGCCUUUGGCGUCAACCACGCCGAGAUGCACAUGCGCCGCGGCGAGUGGGCCGAGUCGGUGCCCAUCAGCGGCAUCGAGUGUGUCGGCACCGUGGACGCCUGUCCCGGGGGGGAACUGGAGUUGGGGGUGGCCGUGGCGGCGGUCAUGGGCGGGAUGGGGAGGACGAGGUCGGGGAGUUAUGCGGAAUAUACGGUUGUGGGGGUGGGGAAUGUGGUGCUGCUGGGGGAGGGUGGUGAGGGUGGUGGUGGUGGUGGUGAGGGCGGUGGUGAUGGGGGGCUGGGCAAGCCACCGCUGCUGUCGUGGGCGGAGCUGGCGGCGCUGCCGGAGUCGUAUUGUACUGCGUGGACGUGCUUGUUUCGGAAUCUGGCGCUGCAGCGCGGGCAGCGGUUGUUGAUCCGUGGGGCGACGUCCGCGUUUGGGCGGGCGGCGGUUAACUUGGCGGUUGAGGCGGGCGCGGUGGUGACGGGUACGACGAGGAGUGAGGCUAGGUUUGCGGAGUUGAGGGCGUUAGGGGUUGCGGAGGUGGUGUUGGAGGGUCCUGGGCUGCCGGAGAGGCUGGGGGAGAGUGGGAAGGCGUGGGAGAAGUUUGAUCGGGUGCUGGAGCUCGUUGGGAAUAGCACCGUGGUGGAGUCGUUGACGUUGGUUAAGAGGGAUGGGAGGGUCUGUUUGGCUGGAUGGCUUGGGGGGUUGGAUCCUAUCAAGGACUUCAACCCGCUGUUGCAGAUGGCUAGCGGAGUGCACUUGAACUUCUUUGGGAGCUUUGUGUUCGGGACCCCCGAGUUUCCGUUGUCAGGCGUCCCGCUGAACAGUAUCGUGCAGGCUGUGGCGGAUGGUAGGUUUGACGCAAAGCCGUUCAAGGUGUUUAGAUUCGACGAAAUUCAGGAAGCUCACAGGUACAUGGAGGAUGGGCGUGCAGGAGGGAAGAUGGUUGUGGUUGUGGAUUAG
This is a messenger RNA of Chaetomium fimeti, 1128 nucleotides long. RefSeq lists its product as uncharacterized. The record is from RefSeq and is a predicted model, not a curated record. The transcript has a single exon. Bases 1 to 1128 code for a protein of 375 amino acids. Gene Ontology annotation, molecular function: oxidoreductase activity, acting on NAD(P)H; NADPH binding. NCBI's taxonomy places the organism in Eukaryota, Fungi, Ascomycota, Sordariomycetes, Sordariales, Chaetomiaceae.